GUGUGUAUAAAUGAGAUGUGCGAGGCUCUGCACUGCGCUGUGUCUGUAGCUGUGUUCUUCAGUUCAUCCAGCAUGAUGAGGGGGGUGCUACUGCUGCUGUCCCUCCUGGCCCCAGCCGUGCUGGCUGCCAGCCUGCCCGCUGCGGCCGACAAGCCCUUCACCUGCGCCGAGGAGGACAAGCAGGCGGCGGCGGCCGUGGCCGAGCACUUCAUCAACCACCACCACCACCGCGGCUACAAGUUCAAACUCGUCAACAUCCUCUCUGCCAAAGUGGAGCAGAAGGGCACACCCCAAUGUCUGCUGCUUUUGGAGCUUUCUUUGGCUGAGACAAAAUGCCACAUCAUUGACCCCAAACCAAUGGAUAAAUGUGAACUGCGGGAGCACAGUGACCAUAUGGUGAAAUCCAAAUGCAGUGUGACUGUCAGUGAGAAAGAGGGGAAGGCCAACGUUGACAAAUUCUCUUGCACGACAGAAGCAGACAAGCCAGAGGAUAUAGCAAGGGUGUGUCCCGACUGCCCAACUCUUAUCCCCUUACAUGACCCCGAGGGCUUGGAGAGCAUCCGUACUGCCCUGCAGAAGUUCAACGAUGAAGGAGAACAUGGCAGCUUCUUCAGGCUGAUGGAGGUUGGCAGGAUGACCAGUCAGUUUAUGUUCAUGGGAAUGUCAAUCUUUGCUGACUUCGCCAUCGUUGAGACAAACUGUUCCUCAAAAGUGAAACCAGAGGAACAGGAUAACUGCUUCACACGUUGUGACGAUAAAGCUCGCCAUGGACUCUGUGAGUCGACAUUAAUUGGAAAUGGUGAAAUAAGCAUUGAAUGCCAGAUAUUUGAUGUGCAGAAUGACACAAUAUUCCACCAUCACCCACCACCGGUUGCAGACAACUGCACAAAGCCCCCUUUUCCUCACAUGCACCCAGCCAACCACCCGCCGUUCCACCCGCUAGGUGGCCCCGGGAUGGCAGCUGCUGGGGCCCGUCCAGGUCCAGCCCCAGGCCAGGGCCCCCCAGGCCCUCCAGGACCUCCUGGUCCCCCAGGGCCACACGCCCGCCCCGGGUCUCAUGGACGAGGAGGGCCCCCUCGACACCAUGGCAAAUUCGGCGCCUUAGGUGAUCUACCAGAACAACCUGCCCUGUUCUUCCCUCAGUGUCCGGGCGCUGUGCAAAUCCCCCCUAAAAUCCACCCCAUCUGCCCCUUCCCCCCACCUCCACCUCCUAGCUCUCCCGCACAUGGCCAUGCCCAUGGUCACGGCCCCCCCGUGCCUCCCAGCUAAAUCACAAUGUCUCCUCUCACCCCCCACCUCCCAUUGUUCGUAUAGCAGCUUA
Molecule: messenger RNA, 1321 nt
Organism: Engraulis encrasicolus (European anchovy)
Lineage: Eukaryota; Metazoa; Chordata; Actinopteri; Clupeiformes; Engraulidae
Gene: ahsgb
Product: alpha-2-HS-glycoprotein 1
Exons: 7
Coding region: 16-1269 (417 amino acids)
Biological process (GO): negative regulation of endopeptidase activity
Cellular component (GO): extracellular matrix; blood microparticle; extracellular region
Molecular function (GO): cysteine-type endopeptidase inhibitor activity
Source: RefSeq, a predicted model, not a curated record